Molecule: messenger RNA, 4090 nt
Organism: Suricata suricatta (meerkat)
Lineage: Eukaryota; Metazoa; Chordata; Mammalia; Carnivora; Herpestidae
Gene: NOL8
Product: nucleolar protein 8
Exons: 17
Coding region: 222-3665 (1147 amino acids)
Molecular function (GO): RNA binding
Source: RefSeq, a predicted model, not a curated record
GAGUGGGGGUCAUUUGUCGCGGAGGGCAUCGUCGGAGCUGAGAUGACCGGAUGAGCGAUCUUAAGAUGGGCCUUAAAUCGCAGUCAUUCUGGAACAGAUCUCCCGAGUCUCUUCUAAUCCAGCAAGUUCUCUAAUUUGAGAAGAACUAAAGGAUAGAAUUCUCCUGCACAGAUAGGAAUAAUUUUUCUCAUUAGAACACACCGAGGGUAUCCUCAGCCUUCAUGAAAGCCAACAGAGAAGUGAAGCGACUUUUUGUGGGCGGCCUUGGCCAGAACAUUUCCAAAGCAGACCUACAAAAUCAGUUCAGCAGAUUUGGAGAAGUUUCUGAUGUGGAGAUCAUCACACGGAAAGAUGACAAAGGAAACCCACAGAAAGUCUUUGCAUAUAUCAACAUCAGAGUAUCAGAAGCAGACCUGCAUAAGUGUAUGUCUGUUUUAAAUAAAACAAAAUGGAAAGGUGGAACACUACAAAUUCAACUAGCAAAAGAAAGUUUUUUGCACAGACUGGCCCAAGAGAGAGAAGCAGCAAAAGCAAAGAAAGAAAAAUCAGCAAUAGGCAACACCAGUUUUUUGGAGAAGAUGGGUGUGGUGGAUUUUCAUGUGAAAGCUGUGCCAGGGACCGAAGUGCCAGGACACAAAAAUUGGGUCGUGAGUAAAUUUGGAAGAGUCUUACCAGUCCUUCACCUAAAGAAUCAACAUAAACGUAAAAUCAUGAAGUAUGACCCAUCAAAAUACUGUCACAACUUAAAGAAGAUUGGGGAUGAUGUCACAAAUGUCACCCCUGUGUCCCACCUCACUUGGGAACUGGAAGGAGGGGAUGAUCCCAUGAGUAAGAAGCGACGCGGGGAGUUCUGUGCUGCUCACAGCUCCCCUAGGAAGAGGAUCAAAAUGCAGAAGGACGAGGUGUCCGCUGCAUUUGCAGCUGCAAGAGCAAGACCCAGCAGGGUCCCGGGGAGUCCGCCACCCCCACGGCAAGGGGAGGCACAGGAAACACCCUGUGAUCCCGUUACUCCCACGCUGCACGUACCUGCUUCUCAUAGCCAGAAACUUGAAAAUGUAUUUGUCCAGACCUCUGGUGUGGGAACUACCAGGAACAGAAAUCCCAUGUCUGACGAUGAUACAGAUUCCGAAGAAGAAAUAAGACUACUGAUAGCAAGAGAGGAAAGCCUGGAGAAAACUGUGUGGUCCUCAGUAGAUGAAUCUGCAAAUGAGCCCUUUGAAGUCGUAAGGGGUGAUUUCAAACCAGAUGUUCACACGCUGCGCUCUUUCCCUGGGUUAGGUGACGCCUCCUGCCUGGCUGGUGAAGAUGAAGUCACGGGAACCGAUUGCAACUAUGAUUCAGGAGACACAGAUGAGAUCAUUGCAGCAAAGAAAAAGUCCAGUAAGGUCAAAAGCAGAACAGAAUUUUCACAAACAGAAAUGUCUGACCACAAGAAAGCUUUGAAAAAUAUAAAAAACUGGGAGCUUUCUGAUCAUUGUGUUGCAGCCCAAAAAGGAAAAACCAACAUGGAGCUAGCUGUCAGUCCUGGGGCCACAUCCCACUCCAGCAGCAGCAGAGGUGUGGGCUCUGCAUCAGAAUCCACUGGGUCUGAGGAAGAUGAGGAGUAUAGUGCCCUGAUGAAAAACUGCCUUCGUGUGAGGCUCACUUUAUCGGAUCUGGAACAGCUGGCUGGCGGUGACCUGCAGGCUCCAGGACAAGACCCAGGGAGUGGUGACCAGAAAAUCCCCGCUAAGUGUGGCCGGGCCUCUAAGAGCCAGGGGACUCCAGGUGGCCUGUGCAGAGGCCGGCAGUGUAUCCAUCCUGAGGAGAUCGUGGCCGCCCUCUUAGAAGGAGAAGAGAAUACCAAUGAAAAACAGAAACCAAAUGAAAACAGCCUGAAGCCAAAAUUCCAGGCUUUCAAGGGAGUGGGCUGUCUCUAUGGAAAGGAAUCAGUAAAAACCCUGAAAGAGAGAGUGGCCUCUGACAAUACAAAUGAAGAUCAGAAUUCCUUGAAACUUGAUCCCAGUAGCUUAUCCGUGGCAAAGGGGUCCCCAUAUGCUAAUGUCUCAUCAAGUGAACUAACUCCUCUCCAACAUGCAAAGAAGGCAAGUGACCCAAACCAAAAGCAGCCUGAAAAGAGACAGUCCACUUUUGAGAGCGAGGAUCACAAGAUGGUGUCCCCGAGCAGUUUGGAAAGCGGAAAUAGGAGUCCUACUUCUAGUCUGCUGCCGUUAAAAAGAAAAUCUUUAAGUCUUCAUGUAAAGACCUCCAAGGUUGGCUUUGAUAAAGACUGUUGCCAUGGGACCAGAAAGCCCGGAGAGGGCUCUGGAAGGAACAGCCUCCUGGCCCCUGCGGAAGCGCCAGAGGGCUCCUCCAGCAGAGCCGCUUGGGGCAGCAGCGCUGACGUCCCCCUUCCUGUGAGCAGCCGGGCUGCUGUGCGAGCUCCAGGCAAGCCUGCCGACGACAACGAGAAGCGCUUGGCCGCCUUGGAGCAAAGGUGGAGAGCGAAAGAAGCGCGGAAGCAGCUGGUCCGCGACGCCUUGGCAGAUCUGGAUGGUCGUCCAGAGGACAAGCCAACACACAUCAUCUUCGAUUCUGACAGUGACGCAGAGGAGACACCUGCUGGGGAGCAAAGCCGCCGAGGAGAGGAGCCAGUGAAAGAGGCCAGGAGUAGAGCCUCUGGGAAGCUGUUUGACAGUGAAGAUGAAGAAUCUGGCUCUGAAGAUGACAGCCACAGGUUCAGAAUUAAACCCCAGUUUGAGGGCAGAGCUGGGCGGAAGCUCAUGGACUUACAGUCUCACUUCGGCACCGACGACAGAUUCCGCAUGGACUCACGAUUUCUGGAAAGUGACAGUGAGGAGGAACAGGAAGAGGAAAACGACCGCAGAACCGCUGAGCAGGAGGAGCUUGCUGCCGAGACGCUUAAAGCCCUGAACAUUGUGCAGAGUGUUUUGCGCACCAGCCUUAGCGGUUCCACUCACAAAGGAUCAGUAGCUGCUAAGGAGUUUAAGGAUGUCAUACAUUAUGAUCCAACAAGGCAUGACCAUGCCUCUUACGAAAGGAAGACCGAUGAUAAACCAAAAGAAAGUAAAGCAAAACGGAGGAAGAAAAGGGAGGAAGCCGAGAAGCUGCCUGAGGUUUCUAAAGAAAUGUAUUAUAACGUUGCCGCGGACUUAAAAGAAAUAUUUCAAACUACGAAAGUUACCAGUGAAACAGCAGACGAGACACCCUCUAGUGAGAAUCAUCAUGGCGAGAAGGUCAAAGUCCAGAAGCCCACCACUCUGACAAAUGGGGCCGAACAGCCUGGCGGGUUCACAUUCUCUUUUUUUGAUUCGGACGCUAAAGAUGUAAAGGAAGACACCUACAGGGUUGAGACGGUGAGAACGGGGACGGUCUUCUGGCAGGGAGCCCCUCGAGUCCAAGACAGCAGUUCUGAAGAGGAGGACGUUACAGAAGAAACAGAGGACAAUGAGGCCGGCCCCGGAGAAGUAUCAGUACCUGAGAAAGAGACUACAAGAUUUUUCUUUUUUUCUAAGAAUGAUGAAAGACUUCAUGGUUGUGAUUUAUUCUGGAGAGGAGUGGGAAGUGGUAUCAGCAGGAAUUCUUGGGAGGCCAGAACAAACAACUUGCGAAUAGACUGUCGGAAGAAACAUAAAGAUGCCAAAAGGAGAGUGAAACCAAAAUAAUAAAUGUCAGCAUUGGUUUUGAUACUGAAUAUGAACAAGGCUUACCUAUGGAAAUUGAGUGAUGAAGAAAAUAAUCUUAAGUGAGAAAGAAGAAUUCAGAGUGAAGGGAUAUUCAAAAUCUGCCCGGUUGAUAUCACUGUUUGCUAUCUUUUUCUGUGGAUUUGCUUGUAUCUCUAAGUAAUUCUUCAAAAAAUGAAACCUGAACUUUUUUUUAACAAAGCACAAGAUAACCCCUCAAAAUAGUUUUUAUGUAUAAUCUCUGUGCUAUCUUCAGUAACUAAUGGGUAUCUCCUAAUUCAGGGUUUACAUAAAGUCUUUUUUAAUGUACGGGUAAGAGCACUUGUAUUUUCCACGUUAGGCUUUGUGUGAAUUACAGGCUACGUGAAAUAUUUAUUUCUGAUUGUAUAGAAUAUUCUUUACCUCCA